ACCCCCCCCAAGAAAAUGAAGCCAGUCACUUGAGCUCAUUUCCAUGAAUCUUACUUCAAUCAGUCUCCCAAUUUCCUCAGCCCACCGCCGAAAAGUCUUCCUCUCCCAACAAGCAAGGAAAAGGGUAUCGGGAAACACUUGUCUGCAGCUCAUUUUUCCUCGGAAUAUUCAUCAUCUGCUGCCGGGUAUCACCUAAUGGCGGCGCUCCUCACCCGUCCUCGUCCCCGUGAAGAUUUCCUUUCUCCCUUGCCGCCGGCGGCUUUCCGUCAUGGGUUUGGCGUGUCGGAGGGCGCGGGGGGAGGCGGGGGCACAGUCCAUGUGGCGGUGGGGAAGUCGGUGGAGAAGAUGGAGGCUUUGCUGCGGUGGACUAUUAAUAUGUUUCCGGGAUGGGAAAUCUGUUUGCUUCAUGUUCAUCGUCCUUCUCCUCUCAUUCCAACUCUAUUGGGCAAAUUGCCGGUUAGUCGAGCAAAUCCUGAAAUGGUAGCUGCAUUUAGGAAGGAGGAGAAAGCAGAGAUAACGAAGCUGUUGUCUACUUACUUGAUGACUUGCAGCAAAUCAAGAGUUAAAGCAAGCAUUAUCACAAUUGAAGCGAAUGAAGUUCAAAAGGGAAUCGUGAAUUUAGUUAAUCUGCACAUGAUUAGGAAACUUGUUGUUGGAGUUAUUCCCGAUUUCAUGAAAGGGAAAAGGAGCUCCUGCAAAGCCUGCCAUGCUGCAAAAUAUGCUCCUUCUUAUUGUGAGAUGUGGUUUGUCAACAAAGGAAAGCUGAUCUGGACCAGACAGGCUUCUGCAAACUCAAGCAUUGAUCUGUCAAGCUGUCAUUUAGCUACUUCUAGUGCACAAAAUUUAAUAUCUUGGUCCUUAAAUUCUUGCCAGAAUGAGGCAGAGGCAUCUCAGACGGACUUAACUUUACCUACCAUCUCACAAUGUGUAGAAAGUAAAUGUGAUCCACUAUAUAGCCAUAGUGUGUCCUCUUCAAGAAGCUUGAGCUCUGGCAGUGAAUACGCUACAUCUGUUGAACCAAGAGUGUCUUCCAUCGGAAAUGUGAAGAUUGUGGAAGAGUGCUUAUGCAUUCAGCUUUCAGAAUUAAAAGUGGAAGUUGAUCAAUCGAAAGAUGAAACAUAUCUAAAGCUCCUAGAGCAAAGACAAUUGGAAGCUGAAGCUCGGGAAGUAUUAAAUAAGGUUAAAGCUUUGGAAAUGGCUCAUUCUCGUGAAAUAGAACAACGGAUAGAUGCUGAGGAUGCACUUAGGAUUACAAUGCAAGAACAAGAGAAGCUCUUAGAAGAAAGAGAGAGAAUAACUCAGCAGCUCCAAAAGACCCUGCGGAAUGUAGCUCUCCUGGAUAGUCAUGCACAGGAAGCAAACCGCAGAUGUGAAGAAGUUGCAGGAGAGCUGAAGCUCAUUCAGGCUUCCAUUGCAACUCUGCGGAAGGAGAAGCAAAAACUUCAGCAGCAGAAAAUUGAAGCCACAAGAUGGCUUGAUAGAUGGAGAAGUCAUGAACAGUGUGAAAAUGCAAAUGACAGCAAAUUUAACAGGUUCAGGGGAGAGGUGGCUGAAUUGCCAGAGUUUUUGUUGUCAGAUCUGGAGGCUGCUACUUGCAAUUUCUCUGAGAGUUUCAUGAUCGGAAAGGGAGGAUACGGAAUUGUGUACAAGGGGGAAAUGUUGGACAAGACAGUUGCUAUAAAGAAGCUGCAUUCUUACAAUAUGCAGAAGCAAAUAGAGUUCCACGAAGCGGUUCAAGUUCUAGGCAAACUACAUCAUCCUCAUCUUGUCGAAUUGAUUGGAGUUUGUCCAGAUUCGUGGUUGCUCGUUUAUGAAUAUUUGCCUGGUGGCAGCCUCCAGAAUUACCUUUUCAACAACAAUAAUAUCAGCCCCCUCAACUGGAAGACCAGAGCACAAAUUCUGGCUGAUAUUGCUAGUGGCCUUCUAUUCUUGCACUCUUUCAGGCCUAAAAAGAUCGUACAUGGAAACUUGAAGCCUGAGAAUUUGCUCCUCGGUUCUGGAAACAGAUGCAAAAUAAGCGAUUAUGCUGAUCAUAUGCUUACAGCCAACCAAACAUUCCGCUGCCCCAGUUUUCGUCGUUGCACUGGAUCUACUGGAGUUUCAUUGUAUACAGAUCCUGAAUCUCAUAGAACUGGAGCAGUAAGCCAUAAGUCUGACAUUUAUUCGUUUGGGGUGGUCAUACUUCAGUUAGUAACAGGGAAAACUCAUGGAGGACUAGUUGGCGAGGUGAAAAGGGCAUUAUCCAAUGGGAAAGUAGCUUCCAUCUUGGAUUUAUCUGCUGGAGAGUGGUCAGGAUAUGUUGCUCGAAGAUUGGUGGAUUUAGGAUUGCAAUGUUGUGAAUUGAAUGGCAGGGAAAGACCGGAGCUGACACCAUCUCUUGUUAAGGAGCUCGAGCAUAUGCCAUUCUUGGAAGAGCAAACAGUACCAUCGUUUUUCUUAUGCCCCAUUCUGCGCGAAAUAAUGCAUGACCCCCAGGUGGCAGCCGAUGGGUUCACCUAUGAGGGGGAGGCCUUGCGUGGAUGGCUGGAGAAUGGCCAUGAAACUUCUCCGAUGACGAAUUUGAAGUUAAGUCACUUAAAUCUAACUCCCAACCACUCCCUGAGGCUUGCUAUUCAAGAUUGGGUUGCAAAUCUUGAAAUCACCUCAUGAUGUGUUUGUAACUUAGCUUGUAAAUAAUGCAAGAUAUGGGGAAUCUGUCAAAAAAUCUACUCAUAAACUAUUACGAAGAUAAGUUGUUGACUCAUUGGCAUGUUAUAAA
Molecule: messenger RNA, 2758 nt
Organism: Sesamum indicum (sesame)
Lineage: Eukaryota; Viridiplantae; Streptophyta; Magnoliopsida; Lamiales; Pedaliaceae
Product: U-box domain-containing protein 33
Biological process (GO): protein ubiquitination; protein phosphorylation
Molecular function (GO): protein kinase activity; ubiquitin-protein transferase activity; ATP binding
Source: RefSeq, a predicted model, not a curated record